ACUGUCCAAUCCUGGCAUCUGAAACUCAACCGGGAAAUGAAUAAAGCGAAGCUAGUCAGGAGCUAACUGGCUAGAAGAAUUUUCAUCUAAACUCAACCAAUUGAGUCGUUAAACAGGUCUGCAAAAUGGGUGAACCACAGCAGGUCAGCGCACUGCCUCCACCGCCCAUGCAGUACAUCAAGGAGUAUACAGAUGAAAACAUUCGCAAAGGUCUGGUGCCAAAGCCGCCUCCGCCCAUCAGAGACAGCUACAUGAUGUUUGGCAAUCAGUUUCAGUGCGACGACCUUAUUAUUCGGCCUCUGGAGAGCCAAGGCAUCGAGAGGCUGCAUCCUAUGCAGUUUGACCACAAACGGGAGCUCAAGAAGCUGAACAUGUCCAUUCUCGUAAACUUUCUGGACCUUUUAGACAUCCUUAUCAAAAGUCCUGGUAAUAUUAAACGCGAAGAGAAGAUGGAGGACAUAAAGCUUUUGUUUGUUCACAUGCAUCAUCUGAUCAACGAGUACAGGCCGCACCAAGCCAGGGAGACUCUGAGGGUGAUGAUGGAGGUGCAGAAGAGGCAGAGGUUGGAGACGGCGGAGAGAUUCCAAAAACACCUGGAGAGAGUCGUGGAGAUGAUCCAAGGGUGUCUUGCUUCUGCGCCUGACGACCUGCUGCAGAUGGAGAUUCCAGACGUUUCUGAAGGGCCAAAGGGUGCGUCCGGAGCAGCUGCUGCCCCCUGUUCGUCUGGGCAGCCCCCUCGGCUGAAAAUGGAACCUAUGGAUGUUGAGGAAGCGGGGGGCAGCUGUAUGGUUGCAGGAAACCAGGAGAAAAAUAUCCCUUCUUCAAAAAGGGACAAAAUAUGGGACAAAGACGCUGCCAUGUGUAGUAUAAUUGAUGAAUUAGCUUAGCUGUAUGUUUUUCUUCUCUCUUUUAUAACCAGAAAUCGUUUGAUUGCUCUCUGUUUGACUAAUUGCAGUGUUUUCACAAGAACAGGAAGUCUUCUAAUGUUAACUUAUCUAAAGGCGGUCUUUCAGUUUUUUUUCCUGCACAUGGGAAAUAAUUUAGAUAGUUGAAAUUCUGUAUUAAAACAUUGUAGUGUCAGUAUUUGUUUUUGCAAGAAACCUAAAAAAACAUUUUUCAUUUGGGUAUGUUUAAAACUGCAAAUAAAAGUCUCAUGUUCAUAUUUA
Molecule: messenger RNA, 1166 nt
Organism: Oryzias latipes (Japanese medaka)
Lineage: Eukaryota; Metazoa; Chordata; Actinopteri; Beloniformes; Adrianichthyidae
Gene: med7
Product: mediator complex subunit 7
Biological process (GO): regulation of transcription by RNA polymerase II
Cellular component (GO): mediator complex
Molecular function (GO): transcription coregulator activity
Source: RefSeq, a predicted model, not a curated record